Messenger RNA from Macrobrachium nipponense, 2020 nucleotides. RefSeq names its product delta(24)-sterol reductase-like. The transcript is spliced from 12 exons. Bases 354 to 1967 code for a protein of 537 amino acids. Gene Ontology annotation, cellular component: cytoplasm; membrane. Gene Ontology annotation, molecular function: Delta24(24-1) sterol reductase activity; FAD binding. The record is from RefSeq and is a predicted model, not a curated record. Gene Ontology annotation, biological process: steroid metabolic process. Lineage: Eukaryota; Metazoa; Arthropoda; Malacostraca; Decapoda; Palaemonidae.
CACCACUACCUAGCUAAUAGAGGUACCUGAAAUCAGCUGAUGAGUGUAAACACUAAACUGUGUAAAAAGAAAAAAAAAAAUACUACCUACUACCUAAUUUGGCAAGAGACAUGUUACUAGGAUUGUCUUCCCUACGCCGAUUGAUGCUGAGCUUGUGACAUUAUGCCAACCACGAAAGGAUAGUUGCAGCUUCAGCAUUUUUUCAUGCACACCCUUGGUACACAGGCUGAGGUGUUGGGAAAGGUUAUUUAGUGAUCCAAAGACGAAACCUGAGUGCAGAUUAUCAAAAUAGUCCAUGAAAGAAAAUUUCAUCUCUUCUAGUCCCAGUUAUCUCAAAGAAAGUAGGCGUAAAGAUGAGUCAGACGAUCAGCUGGAAGAGGCAAUUUGCCCGCUGGAUGGAAGACCACCGGGGUUUGAUUAUUGUGUUGGUAGUAUUGCCUCUUUCCCUCAUUUUUGAUUACUUCAUGAAAUUACGUCACUGGGUCUUUCGCAAGUUCGUUUCAGCCCCUGAAAAACAUGAUGAAAGGGUUCAAGCUAUUCAAAACAAGAUCAUGAAGUGGAACAAACUACCCAAAGAUGAAAAGAAAUUGAUGUGCACUGCUCGUCCAAAUUGGCAGUCCCUGUCCACAACUUUUUUCAGAAAGGAUUUAUGUCACAAAAUACCCAUCCCACUAUAUGAUAUUCUGGAGUUGAAGCCAAGCAGUAUGACCAUUCGUGUUGAACCAAUGGUAACUGUUGGUCAGGUUACUGAAUAUCUGGUUCCACGUGGUUACACCCUGGCAGUUUGCUUAGAAGUUGCAGAGGCAUCUCUUGGUGGCUUAGCCAUGGGUGUUGGAAUGACUACAUAUUCUCACAAAGUUGGACUAUAUCAGGAAACCAUUGUAACUUAUGAAAUGGUGCUGGCAGAUGGGUCUUUGGUGCAUGUAACAAAGGACAAUGAGUAUAGUGACAUGUAUUACACACUUCCUUGGUCGCAUGGCACCUUGGGUUUUCUAGUUGCUUUGGAGCUUCAAAUAAUUAAAAUUAAGCCUCAUCUGAAAUUAGAGUACAUUCCAGUAAAAGGUCAGAAGAAAUAUUGUGAUAUGAUGAGAGAUCUUUCAGGAGCUUUAGACAAAGACAAAAGUACACCAGAUUACCUUGAAGCCACUAUUUUUAAUAAAGAAGAGGCUGUCAUUAUGGUUGGGAACUUUGCUGAUGUUCCAGAUGAUGAGCAACAUAAAGUCAAUAAAGUGAAUCAGUGGUAUAAGCCAUGGUUUUACAAGCAUGUUGAAGGAUUCCUGAAGAAAGAAGGUGACUAUGAAUACAUUCCUUUAGAGGACUACCUACUGCGUCACAACAGAGCUAUAUUUUGGGUAGUGGAAACAAUGAUUCCAUUUGGUAACCAUCCAGUCUUCAGGUGGUUUAUGGGAUGGCUCUUACCACCCAAAAUAGCAUUUUUGAAGUUUACAACUACUCCAGGUGUAAGGGCAAUGACUUUUACUAAGCAGGUAUUUCAAGAUAUAGUUCUUCCAAUGAAUGAGUUGGAAGCUCAGAUCGAUAAGUCAGAAGAACUAUUUGAUAUUUAUCCCAUAUUGGUGUACCCAUGCCGCAUUUAUGAUCAUGGACCUCAUAGUGGCCAGUUACGAUCUCCACGUAAGGAUCAAAUGGUUCCAGGUGCUAACUAUGGAAUGUUCAAUGACUUAGGAGUAUAUGGGGUGCCUCACUUGGUAAAAGAAAGAAAGCCGUAUGAUGCUGUUGCUGCCAUGAGGAAAAUGGAAAAAUUUACAGAAUCAUGUGGGGGUUACCCAUUCUUGUAUGCUGACACCUUCAUGACCAGAGAAGAAUUUGAGAAAAUGUUUGACUUGACUGCUUAUGAAAAUGUACGCCAAAAAUAUCAUGCUGUGGGAGCCUUUCCUCAUCUACAUGACAAGAUUAAACCUGAGAUUGAUGUAUUUGCAAUUGGAAAGGAAUACAUAGACCCAUUAUAAUUCAACAAUGGUAGUAUCAUGUUAAGGUAUGUAACACUUAAAUCUUAGUGACU